AUGCCUCGGUCAACGGAAGAAUUCCCACUGCUCAGAGCACAUGGCCUCUAUGCAGCAGAUAUUAGGGGAGAUGGAAACUGCCUCUUUAAUGCUCUUUCCGACCAGCUCUACGGCACGCAGUCUCGGCACCAUGAGAUUCGAGCUCGAGUCAUUGAAUAUAUGAGAGACCACGCCCCUUACUACAAGCAAUUCAUGGACGUUCGUCCAGGCGGAGGAGCUCGACGCAACCCCAAGAGGAAGAAUGCCGGUGCCUAUGCCUCGCCCGAACAAAUGGCUCCUACACCAGAAGAAGUUGAACGCGUCUUUGAGAGCCAUUUACAAACCAUGGCUCGCGGCGGCACGUAUGGGGACAAUAUGGAGAUAUCGGCCUUUAGCUCCGCAUACGAUGUCGACGUGAAAAUCUACCAGAGGGACUUCGCCUACAUGGUGUCUGGUGGAGAUCCGGACAACGAAGAGGAGUCUGAAGGGCCCCGGCGGAUUGUGCACAUUGCCUACCAUGUCUGGGAGCACUAUUCCUCUAUUCGGAAUAUCGAAGGCCCUCACACUGGACCGCCUCAAGUCAAGGAACAGGCCAUUUCAUCCGAAGAACAGGCAUUACAGCAAGAACGACUGGCGAAGACCUCGCGAGUCCAUCCUUGGAUGAUUGAUGUCGUCCUCUCCUCACUCCCUUAUCUCGCGGACCGUGCCUUGGUCAAGAGGACAUUGGAAGAGUGCCGAGGCAAUGUGGACGACGCGGUUUCAAAGCUGUUAGACCUUGACGAGCGGCAGAGCAAUUCUUCGACACCCGGAAGCUCGUCCAUUGAGCGAGACCCUGACAGCGAUGACGAAGCUUCAAGUGGACCAAAUAAGAAGCAGGACCGAAGGCUGAGUCGAGCAACGCGCGCGACGCUCCGUCAAGGUCGACAGCCGAAUUCGUAUCGUCGAGACGCCUUUGCUAGUCGCGACUCGACUCCCUCAUCGGAAGCCAGCAGUCGUUUGGGCGUUCGUGGAGUGAAUGCUGAAGUCAAGAGCUCCGACGGAGACGCAACGGAAGACGAGGACUGGCGUCCGGACUAUCUACGAGACGACGACAGCGCAUCAGACUACUCAAGCACAAGUCGGUCCCAACCUCGUUCUGGUGUCAAACUAACACUUCGACCGCCCAAGCAACCGUCCUCCGUGGCACCGCUCACUCAGUCCAAUGGUACCAAUGGUACAACUAUUAACAAGACUGUUGCCAAACCACAUGCUGUUCCAGGCCCUCGCAAGCGGACGACCGCGCGCGAGCGAAAGGACAUGAAGAAGGCGGCGCAGAAAGCGGCAGCCAAGGAACGAAGGAUUGCCGCUGCCACGGGCGGUAAGCAAGGUAGGCCCGGUAGUGCGAAUGGCGGUGUUCCACUACCCAAAGACACCACCAGUGGGCAAAAGAAGGCCGGAUCACCCGUCAUUGAAGUUGGCAUCAAAACGCUCUACAUUUGA
This is a messenger RNA of Xylona heveae TC161, 1458 nucleotides long. Its product is annotated as OTU-domain-containing protein. NCBI's taxonomy places the organism in Eukaryota, Fungi, Ascomycota, Xylonomycetes, Xylonales, Xylonaceae. Gene Ontology annotation, molecular function: cysteine-type deubiquitinase activity. The coding region runs from base 1 to 1458 and encodes 485 amino acids. The transcript has 3 exons. Gene Ontology annotation, biological process: protein deubiquitination. The record is from RefSeq and is a predicted model, not a curated record.